Messenger RNA from Pteropus alecto (black flying fox), 2300 nucleotides. RefSeq names its product DIM1 dimethyladenosine transferase 1 homolog (gene DIMT1). The transcript is spliced from 12 exons. Gene Ontology annotation, cellular component: mitochondrial matrix. Gene Ontology annotation, molecular function: rRNA (adenine-N6,N6-)-dimethyltransferase activity. Bases 234 to 1175 code for a protein of 313 amino acids. The record is from RefSeq and is a predicted model, not a curated record. Gene Ontology annotation, biological process: rRNA methylation. NCBI's taxonomy places the organism in Eukaryota, Metazoa, Chordata, Mammalia, Chiroptera, Pteropodidae.
UUUCUCUAGCUCGCGACUACAAUUUCCCGCGGUUACUGGGCUCCAAAGUUGGCCCCCUUUCUGGAGGCGGAGCCCAGAGCGAACGGGGCGUGACGGGUCCUCGCCCCUCUCCCUCGUAGCCGGGAGUACAGUGGAAGUUGCGGGCGGAGGUUCCCACGUGGUGCGGUGACUCCGGGUACCCGGCUUUGGUCCUCGCUGACUUCGUGGGCCUUGUGGGCCCGCUGCCUUCAGAGAUGCCGAAGAUCAAGUCAGGGGCGAGCGGUCGCCGCCGCGCGCGCCAGGAACUGCGCCGGGACCUGAAGAGCGCGGGAGGACUCAUGUUCAACACGGGGAUUGGGCAGCACAUUUUGAAAAAUCCUCUCAUUGUUAACAGCAUUAUUGAGAAGGCUGCCUUAAGACCAACUGAUGUGGUGCUGGAAGUUGGACCUGGAACUGGCAAUAUGACUGUUAAGUUGCUAGAAAAGGCAAAAAAGGUAAUUGCCUGUGAACUUGACCCAAGGCUAGUAGCAGAACUUCACAAAAGAGUUCAGGGCACGCCUCUGGCCAGCAAACUUCAAGUAAUGGUGGGUGAUGUGUUGAAAACAGAUUUGCCAUUCUUUGAUGCUUGUGUGGCAAAUUUGCCUUAUCAGAUCUCUUCUCCUUUUGUCUUCAAGCUGUUGCUGCACCGACCUUUUUUCAGAUGUGCUAUACUUAUGUUUCAAAGAGAAUUUGCUCUCCGACUGGUUGCAAAACCUGGAGAUAAGUUAUACUGUAGACUCUCAAUUAAUACACAACUGUUAGCACGUGUGGACCAUCUGAUGAAAGUUGGAAAGAAUAACUUCAGACCACCACCCAAGGUGGAAUCCAGUGUUGUAAGACUUGAACCUAAGAAUCCACCACCACCUAUCAAUUUUCAGGAAUGGGAUGGCCUAGUAAGGAUCACCUUUGUUAGGAAAAACAAGACACUGUCUGCUGCAUUUAAGUCAAGUGCAGUACAGCAGCUGUUGGAAAAAAACUACCGAAUUCACUGUUCGAUUCAUAAUACUAUAAUACCAGAAGAUUUCAGCAUAGCAGAUAAAAUACAGCAAAUCCUAACCAGCACAGGUUUUAGUGACAAGCGGGCCCGUUCCAUGGACAUAGAUGACUUCAUCAGAUUGCUACAUGGAUUCAAUGCAGAAGGUAUCCAUUUUUCUUAGGUAUCUGGAAAAUAGAAUUUUCAAACUCAAGAAACGAAACUGGAAUUAUAUAUUUUUAAUGAUUUGAAAAGAUGAAAUAUGCUUUUCCUGCAUUGGGACACUGUGCUUGACUAUUUUUGAUUUAAUAUUGCUGUUGUCAACACUUAUUACUCUGAAUUUUUAAGGUAGUUAAGUCCAUUUAAGUACCAAAGUUGUUUUGAUUUUGGUUUGUUUUUAAUAUCUAACAUAGGGCAGGGUCCAAUCUGAACAUAAUCUUCAAGUUUAAGAGCCGCAGACACGCACAACUUUACACUCAAACUUAUCAUUUCUAACAGGUUAUUGUAUAAAGAUGUUACUUUCCUAUUUUUCAUGUUAUAUAUUAUUGUGAGGACCUCUAGGUCUUCAGCUCUUUAGGCCUAUGUCUCUCAGGUGUAAAAAUUAAAAUAUGCUUAACUUAGUCCCAUAUACCCAUGCCAUUUCUUCUUGUUAUUCAUGUGUAUAGUAAAACAACUGUUCCUUAAAAUGUUUGUUUUCUCUCAUUCUGUUUAUCCUAUACAACUUCUAUCAUUGCCUACCCCUUGAGCUAUCCUGUAACAUCAUAGGCUACACCAGGGUUCUGGGUAAGCCUAAGUCAGCUACUGAGAUCACGUAGUGCCAGACAUAUUACUUCUGGGCAUGAUUCCUUACCUCUGAAAUGAAGGUGCUGAACUAGAAUGUGAAAUGAAUGAUAAGAUUGUAUGAUUUUUCUUGGGGAGACAGUCAUAAGUUAACAAAAUCUCUAAAGGUUUUAUAAAUCAAAACUGGCUUUAAAGUUAAAAUCUGACCUUCAACUUCAAAACAAAUAAAACAAAAUUCAGCUGACCUUUCCCCCACAAGUACAAGUUCCCAGUAUUCAUAUGACUUCUGGACAAUUAAAAUUUUGAGUACUUUUUCAUAAAUAUGAUGCUUAGUUUUAGGCUAUUUUAAAAAUAUCUGGUUUAGAUUUUCAAUAGAUGUCAUAAUCAAGUCUUAAUUAGCUACUAUUAAACCAUUAUUGAUAUAAUACUGUGUUAAUGUAUUUUAAUAAAGAAUUAUAAUAGCUGAUUAUUUUAUUUAUGUAAGGAAAUAAAAAUAUCUUCAUUGAUAUUUGGCUUUCUUUAUACCUAA